Molecule: messenger RNA, 4623 nt
Organism: Bombus huntii
Lineage: Eukaryota; Metazoa; Arthropoda; Insecta; Hymenoptera; Apidae
Product: hyaluronan mediated motility receptor-like
Exons: 15
Coding region: 653-3703 (1016 amino acids)
Molecular function (GO): hyaluronic acid binding
Source: RefSeq, a predicted model, not a curated record
CUACUUAUAUGAACAAAAUUUUAUUUAGUGCCUGAUUAACUGAACUUCAAUCGUGAUUCUAUUAUCUUAAUAGUUGCUAAAUGUUACUCUGAUUAUAUAAUGCCUAACAUGUAUUUGUUUAUUUAUAUUUAGCCAAAUGAUUUUUCUCAAUGCUUUUAUUAUUUACAUUUUUGUUUAUUAUUUCCAAAUGUAUAUUUUGAUUGAAUUUUGCAGUAUAUGUUAUUUAUCCUCUACAUAUAAAACAUUAAAUUAAUUUUAUGUUAAGGAUUACAUUAAAUUACAGUUAUCUGAAUUCGUGGUCUGAUAUUCUGUAUAUUAAAAAAUAAGUAAAGAAUUAAGUCAAAUUAUACAAUUACUGACCUUAAAAAUUAAUUUCUAAAAUCAUAAGUUUUAAAAUUUAUCAUGUAUUUAUAAGCAAAUAUUUGGAUCCAUUUAUACAAGUGUGAAUUCUGAUUAACUGAGUGAUAAAUUAUAUAAAGUGGAGAGAAUUAAGUAGAUUUCUAUUAUAUGAAUAACUUGCCCAUAUAAACUUGUGUAUUCACUAACAGAUUCAUAUAAAUAGCAUAUUACUGUACAUUUUUAGAUAAGUUUAAAAUUUUAUCAAUGUAAUCAUGACAAUUGUGUUCCAUUAUAGGAUUAGUGAAAUUUUAAAAUGUUUUAUAUAACACACAUAAUACAUAUAUGUACAUACAUGAAAGUUUUCCAUGAUGAUGUACCUCCACCAGGGGCGUAUGAUCCAAAAUUAGAUAGUAAAGUAAAAGGUUUUGUUAUUGAAAAGUCAGAGAGAUUUCAUGACAACAAAAGCGUUGCCAGUGCAGAGUGCAAUGUAUCAGUGUGCACUAAAAAUGCAAGCAAUGUGGCAAUUACUUUUAGAACGCCACAACCACCACGAAAACACAAUCGAGACCAAACAAGAUCAAGUUCAAAAGUGAAGUCACGUGGGCUUAUUACUGCUAACGACCAAAAAUUGAAGUACGAUUCCGAGCAUCAACUUGCUGAUCUUCAAGUAGAAUGUUCCAACAAAGACAGGACGAUACAAGAGCUUGAGAAGCACAUUGAGGACAUGAAGGAGGAAGUACAGAAAUUAGAAUUGCAACUCAACGAGUUACAUAAAAAACAAACAGAAGUAGAGGAGCAACACCGAAAGGACAUAGAAAUAAUGGCUAAAUUGCAACAAGAAAUUUUAAAUGGUUACGAUGAAAAGCAUCAAACCGAAGUGAAGCGCCUUCGUUCUCAGCUUUUGGAAGUUUCAGAGGAGAAAGAACGCGAAAUUGAAGCAAGAAAAGCUAUGGAAGGUGAUCUUAGAAAUCGUAUCGCGGAUUUCUCGAAAAGAAUAGCAGCGUUAGAAUAUGAAUUGGCAGAUAAAAAACACACAAACGUGAAAAGAGUUCAAUCUCUUGAAAUACAAAUUGAAGAACUAACAAUAAAAUUAGAAGAGAUAACAGUAAGUCACAAAUAUGAAGUUGGCUUGCUGGAACAAGAAAAGGCCAAACUUAAUUCAUGUGUUAUUAAUUUAAUGGAGGAACGUGAUAAGUUGGAGCUAAAGUUGCAAAAGCGACAAAAUGUAGUUCUUGAACUACAAGGACAACUAUCUGCCCUUCAAUGUGAAUUAGACGAACUAAAGGGUGAAUAUGAAAAAGUUGUUGAAAAUUUUUCGAAAAAAGUGGGUGAUCUUAGAUAUAAAUAUGAAGAAGAAACUAAUAAAUUGAAACUCGAUUUUGGAAAAGAAAAAAUGAUCCUUAUCAAUGAAAACGAAUUUGAAAUGUCGCGUAGGAUAGAAAUUGAAGCUAAAGUAAAAGAUCUUGACGAAGAAAAUAAUUUUUUGAGAAAAGAACUGGAAAACAUUCAAAAUCUUUCCAAAGAUGUUAAUAAUCGUUUACGUGAGGCGCAUCAAGAAUUAGAAGAUUCACAUAGAAAACACACUCUUAUUUUGAAAAAACAUCAGGAAGAAUUAGGUGAUAUAAUAAAACUUCAUGAUGAAGAAAAAUAUAAACUGAAAAAGCAAUUGGAGGAUGCAAGAUUGAAUUAUAUAAAAGAAAUAGAAAAUCUAACGGUAGCAAGAGACAAAGAAGUAUCAGAAGUAAAAGAAGCUGCGGGCAAAAUGAUCGAAGAAGAAACGAAACGAAUUAAACAACAUGCAGAUAAAUUAGUAACAAAUGCAGAAGCUGUUACGAGAGAAACAUUGGCAGCUUGCCGUACCGAAUGUGAGGAAAGAGUAAAAAGAGUGAUUGCUGAUAGUGACGCGAAAGUAAGCGGGUCACACAUAAAUGCUAUGAUCAGAGAGGCAAAGAUUACUGUGGAGGAAGAAAUGCGACUUACCGCGGAAAGGUAUAAAGCGUGUUUAGCGCGAGUAGAAAUGGAACGAACGGCAUUAGACGAAAAACUGGCGAUUAAAGAUGCUGAAAUUAAUAGACUUUCCGCGACUCUGGAAGAAUUAAAGAACUCUGCAGAAACUCAGGAAAGUUUUGGCCAAAGCUUACAAAUAGAAUUAGAUCGAGCAGAAACUGAACUAGCAGAAAAGAAAGAUGAAUUAAGAGCUCUAAAAGAUCAAAUCCGAGCAGAGGCAGCGGAAAUGGUAGCUAGACGAAAGAGAUUCGAAGUUAUAAUGGCUGAAAAUCAAGCAUCAGUUGCUGCUUUAACUAAACGUUUGGCUCAAAGUAAUGCUGAAGUGGAAAGAUUACAGCAUGAAUUAAAACGUGGUGAAGAUUGCAUAAACGAACAUCGUGAUUUACUGAGUAUUAUGCGCAACAACUCUCAAAUAGUACAUGAACAGGUGCAUGUUUUGAUGGAUCAAUUAGACGCCAAAAAGGGAUUGGUCGAUCAACUCGAAGCUGAAAGUUUAAGCGAAUUGGAAUCAUUAAAAUCUGUAUUCGAAGCUAAAAUCGAUGACUUAAAGAAAAUAGCAACCAGACAAGUUGCGAAAUUACAAGCUGAGAAUGAUGUGAAGACCGCACAAAAUAUUGAGAUGAAAAAUCAGCUUCAAGAAAUGGCUAACCAUCUUGCUGAAGCACAAAGUAUGCUGCUUAAAUUGGAAGAAAGAAACGAUGCUCAAGAACUCGAAAUUUCUCGAGCGGAUAUGCUAAACAACAAAUUUAACGAACAGUUGAAAGAACGUGAAACAGCAAUAGAAGACUUAAAUAAAUUGUUAGAGCAUCAAUCAGAAAUUCAAAAAGUUACCUUAAAUGAAGCAAGUCUGAAAAUAGGAGAACUUUCUGAUAAAAUUAAAUGUCUUGAAGAAAAGGAUAGCCAGAUAUCGAAACAUAAUGAAUUACUCGAAGAAGAACAGAACAAAUGGAGAAGUUUAGAAAAAACGAUUAUAGAAAAGCUUGAAGAAGAAAAAUCUCGCCGAGAAGCAGCUGAAGAUGAAGUGAAAAAGCUUUCCAAAUAUAACGAGCAACUUCUAAAAGAUUAUCAAGAAAUCCAUGAAAAAUACGCUGAAGUUGUUGGUCAUCAUAAUCACAGGCAAAGAAUUAAACAUGUAUCUCAACUGAAAGAUAAAAUCAAUCAACUCGAACAGGAUUUAUAUGCGAAGACGAGGACAAUAGAACAGCAGCACAAGAUGAUAGAAAAAUUGAGAGCAGAAGAAAAACGUGCGCAUAGUAAAGGAAAAGAGAACAUGUUAGGAAUUUCACAGAACACUUUUGCGACACCUAUUCCUUCCCCACAUAAACCACUGACGCCACUAAGGAAUCGGAAUGAUUAGUUUUAAUAUUAGCAUAUUAUUCAUUUAUGAUUAUCAUAAAUGCGAGUUGGUAAUAAUUUACAUUAAUGUUUACAUAAUUUACAAUAAUUUACAUUAAUGUUUAUAUUUUAAGAAACAUAUUCGAAUUACUGCAUCAGUGAUUAAGAUAUUAAGUUUGCCAGAGCUUUAAUAUGUUAAAAUUAUAAAUAUAUAUUAUAUAGUAAAUAGAUCCUUUGUAAGUACUGAUUUUCAAACUUCUAAUAAAUGAAUAAUUUUUGUGGUUAUUAUAAAUACGAUUUAAAAAUAAUUUAAUUAAAGUCAUGUAGUAAUUCUAAAUAAAUAUUUACUUCCUGAAAUACAUAUAAAACACAUACUGUGUACGUCGUGACUGUAUUAUAAUUACUUAUUGAUGUAAUAAUUAUCGACUCGUAUUUAUAAUAAUUUUUGAAUCAGUAUGCAUGAAUUUUUUUAUUAUGAAACAUAUUUAUAACUCUAACAUUUUUAAAUCCAUAACAAAUUUAAUAACUUAAUACAAGAUCUAAUACUCUAUGUAAGGUCAAGUGUUCAGUUUGCUAGGUUCUGUUAAAAGACUGUAAUAAUAAUGUUUCGUUAUAAAGAUUACAUGUUUGAGCGAUAUUGACUUUCUAGACUUAUGUUUAGCUUGUACAAUCGAUAUUAAAAGAAGGAAAAGGAAUUUUAUUUAUAUGACAGAUGUUUUUCCCCGACGUUUCAAUAUAUAUCAAUUACAUAAAUUUUAUUUGUAAUACAUUUUUGUAAUCUAUGACUAUAUAUUGAACUUUGAAAAGUAAUAUUAAAAUCAAUGUAAGUGAACAAGUUCUAUUGCAUGAGUUUCUCGUAUGAGAUUAUAUAUACUGCUGAAAAGAAUCGCUUAUUCUUAUUGAAUUUUAGAUGAAAUAUAUGAACAACAAUUAUGUACUUAA